Drechmeria coniospora is the source of this 1254-nucleotide messenger RNA. RefSeq lists its product as uncharacterized. The record is from RefSeq and is a predicted model, not a curated record. Lineage: Eukaryota; Fungi; Ascomycota; Sordariomycetes; Hypocreales; Ophiocordycipitaceae. Gene Ontology annotation, cellular component: nucleus. The transcript has a single exon. The coding region runs from base 1 to 1254 and encodes 417 amino acids. Gene Ontology annotation, biological process: transcription by RNA polymerase II.
AUGGAUCCAACUCUCCUCAUAGGCGACAUUGUCGAACGGGAUACCGAUUCCAAGCACAAACCUGUCCAGUUCCCCUCUCCUUCGUCCUCCACCGGUUUUCCCCAGCACAAAAGACAAUGGAAGUCGUCGGCGUUCAUGCAGCGACGAGCCGCCAACGCUUCUGGCGACGUCCCCACGCAGAAACCCCCACGCGGAAUCACAACGUCGGCGCCUCUCGCCCGGUUCGGCAUGAAGGGAGAACAAAGUUUUGAAGAGGCCGAGAUGAAACGCAUUCAUGACGAGAACCGGCAGAAGAUUGCGAGCAUGAGCCCCGAGGAGAUCGCUCAGGCGCAGGACGACAUCCUCAACGGCUUGAACCCGUCCCUCGUGCAACGGCUCCUACGACGAGCCAACAUUGACGAAACGAACGGCCCCUCUCCGUUCGAUGCUCCGCAAGACGAGCGGCAGGGCUUGCCUCGAGCCGAUGUCGAGCAACCCCCCCGUCACGCCGGGGCGGAGCCUCCCGCUGCCGCCGAUGCCGACGCCGCCGAUGCCAGCGACGCCUCUGCCUCGACGGAGCGGAUGCGAGGAGACGACGACAUGAUUCAGGAGCCGACAAGAAUCCCGACGGAUUUGUUUCCCAUCACCGACCCACCGUCGGAGAAAGCACCCUCGUCCUUUCCCGACGCCACCCUUGCUCCGGACGUCGACCCGUCCGAUCCAAACUUCCUCUCGGCUCUCCACGAAAAGUACUUUCCCGAUCUGCCGGCAGAACCAAGCAAGCUGGCGUGGAUGGCCCCGGUGCCGAGCAAGGACAGCCCUGCGGACAAGGAGUCGCCCUACUAUCCUCAUUCCGAAAUUGCCCUCGCAGCCCUGCGAUUCGACUUCCGAGGCCGAUUCCUCUCCCCGCGCGUCAGUCGAUCGAUCCCAUCGACCAAGGGCCUUCACCAUCACGGCGAGGCCCCCGAGGCAGCCGGGUACACCAUCGCCGAACUGGCUCGGCUCGCGCGAAGCGCCGUCCCCGCUCAGCGGUGCAUGGCCUACCAGACUUUGGGGAGGAUCCUAUUUCGGUUGGGAAACGGGGAGUGGGGAAGGACGCAGGAUGAUCCGAUCGCCGGCGGUGUCUGGGACGCGAUGAAGAAAGGCAGGGUCCUCGACAGCCUUCACGAGGCCUCGGCGGGCGAAGGUGGCCAUCUCGGUAGCCGCGCCUAUGCCGUCGAAGCCCUGUGGCUGUUUGAGAAGGGCGGGUGGAAGGAGAGCCACCGGGGGCGAUAA